Molecule: messenger RNA, 707 nt
Organism: Rubroshorea leprosula
Lineage: Eukaryota; Viridiplantae; Streptophyta; Magnoliopsida; Malvales; Dipterocarpaceae
Source: the annotation of a GenBank genome assembly
UAGACAAGUUGCUUGCAAGCUUUUACCUCUCUCAAACUUGUCAAGCUGACUUCCUACCUUAGUUGCUAGGUGUGCUCUCUCCCUUAAUUAAUUUGUUUCUGCACUGUUCGGCUACUUAUUAUGGCCCAAAACAAACUAUUCUCUGCCGUUUUCAUCUUCAUUGCCCUGAUAUUAAUCUUUCAAGAAAUUCAGUAUGUUAAUGCGCGGCAUUUGAAGUUAGAGAAACUCAAUACCUACAAACAAUUCCUUGUAAAGGAAGCAGCAAUGGCAGUUGAGGGCAGAAGUAGCUUGCAUGCUACUGUCAUUGAAGUAUCAGAUGUUGACGUGCUGUCUCCACCAGACGCACCAUUGGCACCAGGUGCUGUUGCUGGAGCUUCACAGGCUCCACCACCCCGCCAUGCUGAUGACUUCAGGCCUACCGCGCCUGGUCACAGCCCUGGUAUUGGACAUUCCCUUCAUAACUAGUGCAGUAAAGUGCAUGGCUUUUGCAAAUGUAUUUCAUUGGCUUAUUUCGUUGUCCUAUGCUUAAAAUAGUAGUUUGAAUGAAUACCAACCUUAGCCAUGCAACUAUUAGAUCAAUAUCCUAUUUAGGUUCCCCAUUGUUGUGAUGUGUAAUUUUAGUUCUGUGAUCAUCAUGUAUUGUUUGCUCUUUGCACAAUUGUGUAUUAGUUAUGUGUUCAUGCGAUUACUAAAUGUAAUAUUGCUUC